AUUUGGCUAUUGGGUAGCGGUCGUAGGCUACGUGCCCAUUCUUGGCCAAUCCUACAUAUGUGUGCCACUGUGCCACAAAGGGUACAGAGUCCUUAAAUGUAUUUACUUAUGUGUCGCCCUCCUUUGUGAAUACGCCUGGCCUCCCAAUUAUUCCCUGGAAAAGCAUCAUACAUCGCCUUCACCCUUGUGACAUGGUUGCAUAGUUUCUCAUAUCGUGCAUCCGCCUGAUUUGGUGUUCGUAUUUGGGCAUAGCUUGUGAACGGUGUAGUGCACAAAUACAAAAAAUUGCAUGAGAUUACAGUUGUGACCUCUGCAAUGCAUAAAUUUAAACACUACGAGAUAUUACACGUUGCAUAAGAAGAAAAGCACAAUCGUACACAUCGCCGUUAGUUUUACGGCAUUUAAUUAAACACUGCAUUGGAGCACAUUGGUUCCAAAAGGUGUGUAGAAGCUUUUUCUUUCAUUUUUUUUUUAUCGCCCAACUAGAGCUUUUUUCUUCUUUUUUUUUUCACAGCGGUCGAACAAGGAACAAGGAACAAGCUGUGGCGCCGAUGCAUUGACGAAGACAAAUCUUGUCGAAAUGUUGGCUCCGGCCUUAGACAUCUCUUGUUCCAUAGUGUUGAUCACUUCAAGUCUCUAUCUUCGAGUGAACCUCUGUCAUGGUUGGAGGACUACGGUGUUCGUUUUCUUCUUUUUUUUUUACUUUUUCCUUUACAAAACACAAGCUUGCUUGUGUAGUUCUCUUUACAUCACAUGUGUCUCUAUCUAAAAAUAUGUAUGCAUACAUACGUACCGCUAUUAUUGUUUCAGCAUAGAUACAUGUGUCGUGUCGUUGCGCUGGCACUCGGGCGGACAAACAACUAUUGCGAUGGAAUGCAAAAGAAGCCAUGAAAACCUGCUCCGACAUUUCAAUCAAUAAGGCCGAAAAACAUGCAUGACAAGUGCGGGGUACAAUACAGAUAGUCCGGGUGACAGAUGCUCCACAUAAGGCAGCGGGAAGACGAAACGAGCUCGGUGUCCUUCUCCCACCGGGCGUGAGCGAGGCGUGGAAAGCAGAACAGCGGCGACCAUGAGAGUGGCGGUGCUGAGCCUAAGCUUGGUGAUGAGCGCCAUGUGCGCUGUACGUGCCCAGGAAUUUGCGAGCCCUGCGUUCUGCCCUCUAAGAAUGAGAGAGAAAAUACGAGUACUCCAGUGCACGGUGAACAACCUGCAAGACCGAGACAAAGAAAGGGUGUUCCAGGUCAUGCACUACAAUCGCAUGGAUGGCAAAAAGCUGGCGACAUGGCUCUGCACGCCGGGAGCGCAGUUUGCGUUACCGAAAGUGUUUAAGAGGAAACAGCUCAGAAGGUUCGUCAGGACUGGCAUCCGCUGCCAAAAUGCGCUGAUGGAAAACGUUUAUAAUGCGAAUGCUCAUAACCGGGGCAUUGGAUUGCCACCAUCGUACGAGUGACGCACUCGUCACGCAUAUGCGACAUUCAAUUGUUCUGCAAUAAAACGACUCAUUAGAGGCGACCGCCUGUAUAGGGGAGCUCUUUAAAAACA
Molecule: messenger RNA, 1542 nt
Organism: Dermacentor andersoni
Lineage: Eukaryota; Metazoa; Arthropoda; Arachnida; Ixodida; Ixodidae
Source: RefSeq, a predicted model, not a curated record